AUGAUGAAAGACUCAGUGUUAGCACCAAAGAGUAAGAUCGAUGUGAAUACAUACCGUAAACAGCUCCAAUCCUUGGAAGCACUGCGGGCCGGAAAACCAGAACCCAAUUUCAACAAGAAGAAGCGGGUUCCGCCCCCAAACGAGGGAAAGGGCCUGUAUGACCCAGUGUUGGCGCCAAAGAGCAAAAUCGAGAUGAAGAACUAUCGCCAACAGGUCAAAGCCUUGGAAGCUCUGCGUGCCGGAGAGCCAGAACCCAAAUUCAAGAAGAAGAUACUGUGGUGCAGAGAAAAAAACGCUUAUUGGGGGACCGGCUGGGACGAGCAGAAAAAAGCUGAGCGUCUUGAACAUAAAGAGGCACAGGCACAAAAGAACCUCAAAGCCAUCAACAACGCUCGAUCUAGAGCGGAGAAGAAGAGGAAUGACCACGCGAACACUGUUCGAGCUAGGGGCAUGCCAGAAACCUAUUUCAGGAAGAGUAUGCCAGCGGCUGCGAAAAUGAUAGACAUGUGCGAUCCAGAACCACGUGGAGGGCCGAAAAUCACGACUAGAGCGCAGCGAAGUGAAGAUUCCUAUACCGCUAGUGGCUGA
Molecule: messenger RNA, 588 nt
Organism: Alternaria arbusti
Lineage: Eukaryota; Fungi; Ascomycota; Dothideomycetes; Pleosporales; Pleosporaceae
Exons: 2
Coding region: 1-588 (195 amino acids)
Source: RefSeq, a predicted model, not a curated record